UUUGCAAUGAUUUGACUAGUAGAUCUACAUUGUAAUACCUUUUGCUGUCUCGGUUCCCUGACCUUAGUGUUUUGAGCUGAUCAGCAUGAACAGUGACGAUGAGGACGUCGCGAGGGAGCUGUGGCCUUACCACGUAGCCCCGCUAGCGGCUGGGGUGCUAGUCGCUGUCGUCACCAUCAUCAUAGUGAGACGCCUAAGAUGGCACGCAUCGUCCACGUAUCGGCGUAUGUCCCAACCUGCUCGAAAGACUGGCCAGAAACCUCAAAGUGCAAUCCAGGACAACCUUGCACGUGUGUCACAGCUCUGCUUUCAUCCACCUCUGACGGGAUCAUUCGUAUCAGCGGAGCUGAGCAGUGAGAACGAGCUGAGAGCCCGAGCAUUGGACAGGAUCUUGCCAUUAAAGAAAUCCAUGUUAGCAUGGCUGAAAUCCGAUACUGCUGACAUCAGCCAGUGUGCGUUGACCAUGCGCAGUUCGUUGAAGGAUAUCGUGGACUUGGCAGCGUCUGUCGACCGUGGCCUCUUCUCAGACUGCCAGGCCGACUGCCAAAUGUUGUGUGCGUUGUCACAAAGAGCCAGAUUUGGGCACGAGGAAUUCAGCCAGACCCUGUUUGACAUCCUAUGCGCAAGAUAUGACAUCGUUUCGAGACGGUGGCAGGCGUACAGUGACCGCUCGUUGAGAUUUUCACGACCUGAUGACGACAUGGUCGAUGGCCCAGGCCCCGGGUCACCUCUCCUCGGCCUAGCAUUCUCUGGACCCGGCGCACACUCUCCCAUAUCACCGUUGUCCACUGGCAGUCACAUUGCCAUGGAAACAUCAAUUUAGCCGCCGCGCUUAAUUAAUGGCUGAAACAGCGCAUGCAAUUCGACAAGACUGCAGCCAGAGCAGCAGAAAAUGAUGGAAUGCCACGCUCAUGCAAAGAGUCCAGUUCAAGUGUCACUGCCAGAACAGAUAUGACAACCGCACAGAAUGAAGAAGCGCGCCAUUUAUCACGGAUGAGCUCUAACUUUUGUUGACUUUGUUAUUGACAGAAUACCGCUCCAACAGUCGGCAACACCACACCUGCCCAAUAUGGCCAUCCAAGAGGAGUCCAGUGCCAGUGGGUGGUGGCAAGAGAUGUGCUAACCGAUAUGCCACUGUGAUCAGGUUGCAAAUGGAGAUGUGGUUCCUUGCAGUGCUCGUAGUACAGUAUUAUAUGAUGUGAGGUGUUUGCUCACGAUGUGAGUUGUGUUAUCAUGCAGCUCCGGCAAAACUGAAUGCGAUCUUCACUCCUCAGCACGUUCCUUCAGACUGGUCAGCAUUUUAGUCCCCAGGUCGCCGACAAUAUGUUUCACAACUCAUCGCCGAGACCUCAGCCACGGUUUCUCUCUGUUCUAUUGAUUUCCUCGGGUAUAUUCUAAGGACACAGAUCUAUUAUAUACCACUACACACCCACGACCAGUCACCUUGGUCAGACUGUUCAGUGUGUGCAGAACAUAACAUACAGUGGACACAGCCCGUUUCUGCUUCAAUUAUUUUCUUGAUCGUGACAUCAUAAUUAUUAUAGAAGAAAAAACUUUUUGUAUAGAUUAAAAAAUAUGUACACCAUUGGUUGGUACUUUGAACCAGCUAAUGUUAUCAAUUGACAAUCUACCCAGUGAGCAGUGACAAGGGAUUAUCUUAUAGAAGAGCA
This is a messenger RNA of Sycon ciliatum, 1670 nucleotides long. RefSeq lists its product as uncharacterized. The coding region runs from base 86 to 823 and encodes 245 amino acids. The transcript is spliced from 7 exons. NCBI's taxonomy places the organism in Eukaryota, Metazoa, Porifera, Calcarea, Leucosolenida, Sycettidae. The record is from RefSeq and is a predicted model, not a curated record.